AUGUUCCUCGACACCUUCGCUGCAAGCCGGCUUCUCAAGUUCCUCACUCACCGGCUCGACCCACCGGAUCUCCCCCGCGCCACCAAGCUCUUCUCCCAAAUCCGCCACCCCGAUCUCUUCUCCUACAACCUCCUCUUGCAGGCCUUUUGCCGGAGUUUAUUUCCCCUCCGCUCGUUCAUCUUCUAUCGGGACCUUCUCCGGCGAGGCCUCCGCCCCAACGGCUACACCCUCUGCUUCCUCCUCGGCUGCUGCUCGGCGGCGGCGGCUCUCCGAGAAGGCCGGCAAGUUCACGGCCACUUCGCCAAGAUGGGUCUCCUCCGCCGGUGCCUCUACGCCACCACCGCUCUCGUCCAGUUCUACGGCGACUCCGGCGACCCAGAUAUUGCUCGGAAGAUGUUCGACGAAAUGAAUAGUAGAAGCGAGAUCUCUUGGGGGGUCCUGGUCAUGGCAUACGCUGAAAGGGGCCGUCUUGAUGACGCCCUCAAGGUUUUGGAGGAGAUGACGAAGCUGGGAAUCCAACCCUGCAACUCCACCAUCGUCUUCAUCCUCUGCGCAUGCGCCAAGCUCGGGGAGCUCUUCCUGGGGAAGAUGGUGCAUGGUUUCCUGACAGUGAGGGGCCUGGAGCUGAACAUCACCCUCGGAACGAGUCUCGUCGGAAUGUACGCCAAGUGCGGUGCCAUCGCCGCCGCCGACGAGGUCUUCUCCGCCAUGCCGGCAAAGAGCGUUGGUUCGUGGAACUGCAUGAUCCACGGUCUCGCAGUGAACGGCGGCGGCGGCGCCGCCAUCCGCCUCUUCGAGGAGAUGCAGAGGUUGAACAUCCCUCCCGACGGAGCGACCUUCCUCGGCAUCCUCACCGCCUGCCGCCACUCCGGCGAUGUCGCCGGCGGCAGCGAAUUCUUCUCCCAGAUGAUCGAAGAGCACCGCAUACUGCCGAGCUUGAAGCACUACGGGUGCAUGGUCGACCUCUACGGCCGCGCCGGCAAUGUCGGAGAAGCUCUCGCCGUCGUCCGCUCGAUGCCCAUGGAACCAGAUGCGGCUAUCUGGGGAGCUCUGCUGAGCUCGUGCAGGGCGGCGGGGGACUGGUUGCUCGGCGAGGUGGUGGCGGCGCGGCUGGUGAAGAUCUUGCCCCGUGAGGCCUCCGGGUAUCUGUUCCUGUCGGAGGUUUUUGCGUCGUCGAUGAGGUGGGACGCCGCCGCCGAGGUGAGGAAGGCGAUGGCGGAGAUGGGCACGAGGAAGGCGGCGGCCGGUUGGAGCUCCAUGGUCCUCUGA
Messenger RNA from Spirodela intermedia, 1269 nucleotides. NCBI's taxonomy places the organism in Eukaryota, Viridiplantae, Streptophyta, Magnoliopsida, Alismatales, Araceae. The record is from the annotation of a GenBank genome assembly.